GGUAGCUACGACCGAGUCUCAGUCGAUACCGAAGUACUGUAGUACCGAAGUUGAAGUAAAGGGUGAGAAUUAAUCCCCUACUCCCUAAUCCAACUUAGACUUGCAUGCACGCUAGCCAGCUUUUCAGAAUUGAAAACCCGUGCGUUCGUGAGACUCAGCGGUGAAAGCUCUAACGCUGCAACACCCACUCCCAUUCUCAAUCCCAAAUCCCUUCCUCUUCCGCUUCACUUCAAGGGUAUUGUGUGGUCUGUGGAGAAUGGGAAGCAACAGUGCUGAGAAGGUCUCUAGCAAUAGCAGCAUUGGAAGUUCAGAAACAACUAUUGAGAUAAAGAUCAAAACACUGGAUUCACAAACUUAUUCCCUCAAAGUUGAUAAACAGAUGCCAGUCCCUGCUCUGAAAGAACAAAUUGCUUCUGUAACUGGAGUGAUAUCAGAACAACAGCGCUUAAUUUGCCAAGGGAAAGUUCUCAAGGAUGAUCAACUACUGUCUGCCUACCAUGUUGAAGAUGGUCACACAUUGCAUCUGGUUGUGAGGCAACCUGAUCUGCCACCUCCAGGAAGUCUACCCAAUCACGCAGCGACUGAGCCAAAUUCAAGCACAAGCCAUAAUCACAGUACCCAAGUCGCUCCAGGUGUCUUCAUUGAAACUUUCAAUGUUCCUGUUCACGGGGAUGGAGUUCCGCCUGAAAUAAAUAGGAUUGUUUCCGCUGUUCUUGGCUCUAUCGCCGGACUUCCAAAUUUCGCAAGUGGUGGUGAAGGGAUUAUUGUCAGGGAGCAUGAUUCCCAAGGCUUUGGAAGAACUUCAGAUUCUAGUGGAGUAUCAGACCCGAACCGUCCCCUACCUGAUCAAACUGGUUUACGUAGUUUGUCGGAUAGAUUACGGAAUACUUUUGGAUUUCCGGCAUCAGUUUCUCUAGGGUCUUUGCAGCCUCCUGUCAUUCCUGAUUCUUUGACAACUUUGUCCCAGUAUCUAAGUCAUAUGAGCCAUGAAUUUGAUAUAAUUGUCAGAGAAGGGGAGAAUAAUGCCCAAGCAGCUGAGGCUCAUAGUAAUGGUGAAAUAGGAUCUGCUUCUUCACGUCUGGGUUCAACACCGGAAAGUCUUUCAUCACCCGCAUCCUUGGCAGAAGUCUUGCGUUCUACCAGACGAAUGAUCACUGAACAAGCUGGGGAGUGCAUACUUCAACUGGCAAGACAACUGGAGAAUCAAGCAGAUGUAACUGAUGCACAAUUGCGAUCAACCGCCCAAUCUAGGGCUUUGGCGACUGGAGUAUUGUUUUACAACCUUGGUGCAUUUUUACUUGAGCUUGGUCGAACAACCAUGACAUUGCGUAUGGGUCAAACACCGUCUGAAGCUGUUGUUAAUGGGGGACCCGCAGUUUUUAUAUCACCUACUGGUCCUAAUCAUAUCAUGGUUCAGCCUCUUCCUUUUCAACCUGGAGCAAGCUUUGGUGCUGUCCCUGUAGGAGCUGCACAGUCUGACUCAAGUUUAGGUAGUGGACUUGGCUCAAAUUUUUUCCCAAGGCGUAUCGAUAUACAGAUAAGACGAGGCACUUCAACAACCACACCAAAUGCCAAUCAAGAAGAGCGUGAGGAUACACAAUCUGCUUCAGUUCAAAGAAAUCCAGCUGAAAGUUCUGCUAAUCAAGCAAGCGCUAGGCGUCCCGAUGCAUCUACUGCUGGAGAGGCAGGAAUAAGGAUAGUGCCAAUUAGAACCAUGGUUGCAACAGUACCUGGUCCCUUGGGCCGUCCUUCAGAACCAUCUGCUGCUAAUUCUACAGGGCUUUACCAUCCAGUUAUCGGGAGAUUUCAACGUGUAACUACAGGACAUGCAAAUAGUGAACAGGGAUCUCAAUCAGCAAAUCAGCAUCGUGCUGCACAGCAUUCAACUCCUGAAUCCACAUUGUUAAGGCAAAGCGCAGAAGACUCUCCAAGGAAUGGCACCUCAUCAACUCCAAACACGAGACCAGAGCUAUUUAGUUCUCGUGUUGUAAAUAUCAAUAUUCUGUCGGCUGGUGGGUCCCAAAACAAUCAAGAGUCUGAUAGACAGAUGCCAAGCAAUGUAAUUCAGUUUUUAAGAACACUCUUUCCUGGUGGAGAAAUUCACGUUGAGGAUUCAAGCUCACAAGGAGCAAAUGCGGGUUCCGCCGCAGUGCAUGCUGCAACAACAGCGGCUGCUCCCCAAGUCCCUGAAGCUGAAUCCCCUGUUAGUGAUGGAGUAUUUUUGUCAAAUGUACUCCGUGAGAUCAUGCCGGUCAUAUCUCAACAAGUAGGAUCUGAAAGAAAUUCUUCUGAUGAUCAAAUGGCUCAAGAUUCAUCGACCCAGGUUGAAACUAACGCUGGGACAUCACGGAGACACAACGAUUCUGAAUCAAGCGCUCCAGAUCCAAAACGCCAAAAGAUGGAAUGAUGUUGGUUGUAUACAAAAUAUGCUCGGGGAAGGUUGUGGUCAUAAGAAUCAGACUUCAAGGUGGUUGGUUUUCUUGAUGUCAAGUUGGUAUUUUGCGCAUCUUUAGAUAUAUAUGGCAAACAUGAUUUUACUUUCUCCAGCUGUAGCAGUUUAUAAGAACGGUGAUAUUGCUGUACAAUAUUGGAAUUGGAAUUGGAAUUGGAAUGAAUCUUUUGUUAUGCGACUUUUGUUUA
Lathyrus oleraceus (garden pea) is the source of this 2640-nucleotide messenger RNA. RefSeq names its product ubiquitin-like domain-containing protein CIP73. Gene Ontology annotation, molecular function: polyubiquitin modification-dependent protein binding; misfolded protein binding. Gene Ontology annotation, cellular component: BAT3 complex. The transcript has 16 exons. The coding region runs from base 257 to 2407 and encodes 716 amino acids. Lineage: Eukaryota; Viridiplantae; Streptophyta; Magnoliopsida; Fabales; Fabaceae. Gene Ontology annotation, biological process: ERAD pathway. The record is from RefSeq and is a predicted model, not a curated record.